Galleria mellonella (greater wax moth) is the source of this 12896-nucleotide messenger RNA. Its product is annotated as golgin subfamily B member 1. Gene Ontology annotation, cellular component: filamentous actin; microtubule organizing center. The record is from RefSeq and is a predicted model, not a curated record. NCBI's taxonomy places the organism in Eukaryota, Metazoa, Arthropoda, Insecta, Lepidoptera, Pyralidae. The coding region runs from base 620 to 6880 and encodes 2086 amino acids. The transcript is spliced from 25 exons. Gene Ontology annotation, molecular function: protein binding. Gene Ontology annotation, biological process: actin cytoskeleton organization.
GUCGCAUCUGUGAAUAUUAUUUUACUAUGUGACUGUUAUUUAUUUACACGUUUUGUGACAGUGAUACUAUGUAAUUAGUAUCUGUUAGUGAUGUUAUGUAGCGAUAUUUGAAACACAGUGACGCCCCUUGAAGCGCGGCAACAAAAAACGCGGGAAACUUUUGUGCAGUGCGUUGUUUUUAUCGAUCGGUACGAUGCAGUGUGCAUUGCUGCAUUGAGAUAAUGCAAGUAUUCGGAUGUUUACGACUGUGUAUUGGUCUAUUUGUACAUAACAGAUAAAGAACGAUGUCACUAUAUGAAAUCACUGUUAUAAAUAGAUACAGGGCUAAUAGUUAUUGAUUAAGUACUAUUAGUUGUGACAUUGAACGAAGCUUUUACUUCAAACAUGAUAAAAAAUUCUAUUAUAGUAGGGAUAAUUUUAUAGACAGGUCGCGUAUAUUUCUUUACCAAUUUUAAUUAAGGAACUGUAUACAUUCAAUAAUAUAUUUCUAGUGAUUUGUGAAGACUGUGUUUUAAAAUAUACUGUGAUAUUGUGAUAGUGUUGUAACCAAGUGUAAUUAGAAAGUGAUUUACUAGAAUAUCAAGUGAGAAGAUGGUCGGAAUUAUGGAUCGAGGAGGUUAUGCAGCAGAGGGCGCCAGGGGUGCCUAAUAACAUCAAACUACAACAACCGCAAUCCAGCUCGAAGUCGUUAGCAGCGCGGCGAGGGUUCGCCUCGAAUUUCUUCAAAGCCACCUUCAGCUCUCGUAGCAAGGCGGUGCAGGCCGCCUCACCGGAAGUCGAGACAACCGCCAAGAUAGGCAGCGCGGAGACUAAACCUGUUACGAGGAAUAGGCCUAAAACUGCGCCUCCACUACCAGAAACAUCGACAAAGGUAAAACUCAGAAGAGCAGAUCUUACCAAACCACCUUUAAAAAAACCUAACAGAUUAUCCAUUGAAUUAAAACGGCCAGACAAGACAAAUAUACAUACACCAGACCCUGGAGGGCCCAGAAAAGCUCCGAAGAACCCCAAACAUGAGCUAAAGAGAUCGAACUCAAUCAUUAAAAUAGUAAAAAAGUCUUACGUACCCGACACGCCAACCGAAAGUAUAUUGCCGCCAUCUUUAAAACCAAAAGUGAUCGAAAAAUUAAAAUCAACAAAGAUUGUUAAUAAUAACGACAUUUGGACGAACGCAAAUGAAGUGAAAAGUACUAAAAGGCCAGCACCUCCUACGCCUGUAAGAGGUCCGAGCCAGGGGAAGCAGGAGACGACCCUCAAAGGAGCUCCAUCUAUCUCCAGUCUCGAUUCUAAACAUCACAAAGUAGCUCCGGCCCGUGACAAGUCAUUAAAAAUAUUCGGAUCAAAAGAGAAGCUUCAUAAGGCUCAUAAGAGGAAAGAUCUCGGGAAUAACAAUGCUGUUUUAGAAGACCCCGAGUUGAGAGAAGGACUGGAGACGUACGAAGAUGGCCAGGUCAGGAUACAUGACUACGGGAGCGCUGAGGAACUGGGGUCCGUAGACGAGAGGGGCUCGCAGGAGUGCGUCAGUCUGCCUGUGAUGCUUAAUGCCGAACACAUGCCAGGCUUCCAGGAAGUGGAGCUCAGGCCUAGAGAACCGUCAGAGGCAUCUCUGGCAUCAGGCAUUCGUGAGAUUGAAUCAUUGCGACGGGAACUAGAAAUAAGCACCAUGGAGAGAGCGCAACUUCAGACUAGAGUGGACGAGCUCUUGGAGAAGGCUGCAGACGCUGAAAGGUUGCGGACAGAACUCGAAAGACUGAAGACAGCGGAAAUAGAACGCGAGGCAGCCCUGGAACGAUUGGCGGACGAGAACGGUGCGCUGCGGGCGCGGCUGCGCGGCGUCGCGCACUCGCCGCUCUCCGACAGCGAGAAGCGGCAGCUGCUGCUCGCGCCCGCGCCGCGACGCAUGCACUCGUCCGCGCCCGCCUCCAUCGCGCUCGCGCACAAUGGUGAGGGUGACAGCGGCGAGGCGAGCACCCCCGAGUGGGACAAACACUCGUCAUCGUCGCUCAGCGAGGUGUCGGUCGCGUGUCUGCAGGACCGCAUACAGCAGAUGGAGGAGCACCAUUACAGCACAAGUGAAGAGUUGCAAGCGACGUUAGCGGAGUUGGCGGACUUGCAGUCACAGUUGGCGGACGCGCACGCCGACAACGAGCGGUUGGCUGAAGAAAAACAGGUGCUGCUCGAGUCGCUGUGCCAGCAGACCGAGAAGUUGGAAGAUAGCAGGACUAAGGUGGACACACUCCAGCUCCUGCUGCGUGAAGGUGUGGAGCCGGAGACCAUACCUGCUGCCGACACCGAGCAGCUCUUGACUGUUUUAAAGUUGUCGCAAGAAGAACGACGUCACCUGCAGAGCAAGCUGGAGGAGCUCGAGACAGAGACGAAAGAUACCAAAGCUGCGUUGGAAGAGAAAACCAAAGAAAAUGAAGCCCUCGCUGAAAGGAUUAGAAUGGUAGAAAGCAACACGGAACGCCUGGAGACGGAGCGCGUGCAGUGGGAGCGAGAGGCUACCGCGCGCCAGGAGCAGCUCCACAACCUCACCAACUUGCUGGAUGCCGCUAAAGCCAAGCUGGCGGAGCGCGCGGGCGUGGCGGCGGGCGCGGCGGAGGCGGAGGCGGCGGCGGCGGCGGCGGCGGCGAGCGCGCGCCGCGAGGCGGACGCGCUGGCCGAGCGCCUGGCGCACGCGCAGCGCCAGCUCGACCGCGCGCACUGCGACGCGCGCAAGCUGCACGACGACGCCAUGGUGUCACGCAAUAACGCCAAGUCGACGAUAUCCGAACUGGAGUUCCAGUUAGAACAACUGAGACAAGAGAAGACGGCAUUACAGGGCGAACUCAAGACGCUGCAAGAUAAUGCAGCUGAAUUGCAGAUACAAGUGCAGGUGACGGCGGACGAGAAGCUGUCGCUGAUGUCCCGCGCGGGCGAGGCGCUGGCCCGCGCCGCGGACGCCGAGCGCCAGCUGCAGGACGCGCGGGCCCGCCUCGCGCAGCUCGCGCGCGACCGCGACCGCGACGAAGCAGAAUGGAAACAAUUCGAGAGCGAUUUACUAAUGACGGUCCGCGUCGCGAAUGACUUCAAAACCGAAGCUCAACGGGAACUGGAACGGUUGGUGUCCGAAAACAAGAUCCUGAGGGACCGGAUCAGGCUGCUCGAAGAUCAGAUCCAUUCACUCAAAGGUGAUAACAAGUCACAAUCAUUGGAUAGCGUUCACAACUAUUCGGAUGAUGAGAAAAGACGAUCCAAAGAAUCCCUAUUGGACUAUCAAAGUGAUAGUUCGUCCAAAGAUGUAUUUAAAGCCAUCAGAACCAGAUAUCUAUCUAGAGUACACAGUGUAUCUGAUCCUUCCCUUAAAGAUACAAGUAUAGUAGAUCAAGCUUUCUGCAAAUUAAACGGUUCCUCUGAAUCUAAUGUUGAUUUGAAUUUAACAAUUGAAAUUAAAGAUGUGACUGUGGAUGAAACUGACGAUACUAGUUUUGAAAAGCCAUCUAAAGAUACUGCUGUAACACAUAGAGAUGCCUUGAUUAAGACAGAUCUACCUCCCUUUGAGAACAAAGAGCUUAAGAGGCAAGAUGCUGUAGAUGUCAUUGAUCACAUCAUUCAAGGUGCUCACGAUGCGACGUCGUUUUCACCGAACUUUUCUGACGAUAUAUCUGAAGAUUUAUCAUCUUAUACAGAUCUAGAUAAUAGUAAGCAUCGUGUCAAAUCAGUAACCAAAUCGGAGUGCAGUAAAACUGAAACAUCAAAAGAAAGAACUAUUUUUAGUAGAAGUUUAUCAGGCAUGUACAAAGGUAAACCUAAAUCCUAUAGCACCGAUAAUUUGAAUUAUAGUGUAGCAUAUAAAGAUAAUCUAAAAGAGGCUACUAGUAUAGAAUUUUUAUGUCCAAGUCAUAGUUAUAGUGAAAUAUCUUUAAACACUAUUGGUUCUGAUAGUGUCUUCUCAUCUCCAAUCGAGAAAAAUAGUAAGAAACCUAACCUAACUAAUGCAAGUGUUGAUAAAUUUGACUCUACAGUUUCAAUUUUCAAUUCAUCACCAAAUGUAGCAGAAAAUAUUAUAUCUGAUUCUAAUAAUGAUAGUGAUACUCGAACAUACGGAAAUAAAAGUAUAAAAAAAUCAUUCAGCAGCAGUUCGUCAACAGAAUUAAAUAUGUCGAAUAAAUUUGAACAGGAUAUUGGUAUAAUACCAAUCGUAAAAGCUGAAUCCAUUCUUCCAUAUCCAUACCCACAUGAUAUAAAACGUAUACCAGAAGUUAACACUUUCGUGCAGUCAUUAGAAAAACCAACUAUCAAAGUAACACUCGAAGAAGAAAUUGAAAAAGAUUUAAAGAAAGCAAACGAAGAUAUAAAGAUGACUUUCAAAGCAGCUAUGGAUAGAAUAAUAGGUACCAAUAAAGAUAAGAGAUCUCCAUCUCCGCCUAAACAAAAAAAGUUAAGUUUUUCGAAAAAUGAAGUCAACGUAAAUACAAGAAAAGAAAAUCAUGUAAAUGUUGCUAAUGCUAUCAAGUCUCCCAUUUCCAGUCCACAGAGUUAUAAAAACAAAAAUGAUGUAGAUAUAUCAAUAAAAAUAGAGGAAAUGGCAAAGGCAGAAGAUAAAUCCAAUGUAACUGAAAAUGUUCUAGAUAAUUUUCGUAGUAGUAAUCCUUUUAUAGAAUCUAUGAAAAACAGUACAAGUACUUUUAAAAGUGCAGAUGAAAUAACUGAUGAAAAUCUUAGUUAUCAUUUGAAAAUUAACACUGUCAAUAAAGAAUCUACCAAUCAAACCAAUUCUAAUGUAAUACAAAAAACGAAUAACGUUCCUACAGUAAAUAUCAGGCCUAUGGAUGGCAGACUUAAAACGUUUGUGACACCAAUAAAGAUAGUGAAUAGUACUAUGGGCAGUACGUCACCGAUUAUUUUGAGUCCUGUUUUAAUCCAUCCUAUUAUAUUCAAAUCGCAACAACAAGAUCUUGAUAACAAAAUAGAAGGUAAAAAAGCUACAGUAUAUUACGAUGACAUAGAUCAAGUCAUUACACAAGAAAAUGGAAACAAAAACAAAUCUGAACCACAAAAAAUUCAAAGUGACGAUAAUAAUAACUUUAGUAGCAAUACCAGUAAUUUAAAUAUUACUGAUAAUGCUAAUAGUAACAAGAAAGGUAUGUAUCAAAAGAAUCUAAAGGCAAAGCAAUUACCAUUUCUAUCAUGGAAAAAUUUAUCUAAUGAAAACAUAACAGAUUUAAAACUGUCACCAUCUCCAAAACUUCUUCCUAAAAGUACAGAAAUACCAUCUCAGCCUUCUAAAUCAGAUGCGAAAUCUAAGGUUGGAAAAUUAAGUAAGAGUCCAGAGUGGUUGAUUGACAAUCAAUACUAUCAACCCGUUGAAAACGUACCUUUUAUUAUAAAUUCAAAUCAACCAUUCACACAAUCAAGGCCCAAACUGCAAAAGAAUCAUAUUAGCAAGGAGUCGACGCGAUCGAAUAAUACAAAUCCAUUUUUACCGUUAAUUCCACCCAGAAGAGAUUCAGAACAAGAACAUUACUAUGAAGAGAUCGGACAACCUUUAUCAUCUGCAGAUAAUAAGAAUAUAGCCGACGAUGUAAAGCUAUCGAACAAAAGUAGAAACACAGUAGAUGAAUUUGGUUCAGUUACCCGUGAAGAGCUUUUAAAGGUCCCAAGAAGACCCAAGAAACCGAAAAAAGAAAAUUCAUCAAUAUCUAAACCUGAGGAACCUACGAGUAUAGUUAGGGAAAUGGCAGGUAUUACUAAGUCAGUCAUUAACUUAUCAAGAACUCCCAGUGCAAAAGAUAACUCCAAAAAACCAAGUGGACCUAUUGGAGAAAUCGUUCAAAAUUUAGAAAAGAAACCGCCUUGUCCUGAGCCAAGAAAAAGUGACGUGACUCUAAGAAAAAUAUCGGUGCAAGAAGAGAGAGCUCCGUCUGUAGAUACGAACACCGGAUCGUGGCCACGGGAACCUAAACCUUACUGGAAAACGUUGGAACACAAGAGGCUGUCGCAUCCAAUAAGAUCCUUGAACGAUCCGUCACCGCCUAGACCUCUACCAAUGCCUCCGCGCGCUGAGGAGACCCCACCACCUCCUCCUUUGUUGACGAGCGCCUCGUUGCAGGACAUCAUGGCGACAGCAGCGUCACAUCGAAGGACCAAAGGUGUGAGCCGACAAGACUCCCGGUUGUCAGUGAAAUCAUUGAUAGAAAGCAUAGAGAAUGCUGCGAAAGCGGCGAAGCAGUCUCCGGCCACCACGCCCGUUGGAGAAUGGCCACAGCAAACAACUGUGGUGGCGGCUGCAAACAACAACAUGAAGAACGGCCUAUCAGAGACUUCGUCAGCUCCCACCAAUGGGAUCUCCAGCAACAAUUUCGCUAAACCUCCGGCCGCACGGAGUGCUCGCGCAACACCUAUUGCGAGUGAGACGGCGCCGGCUCCAGCACCUGGAUCCAACAUACCUGACGAGCAGAGGGCGCUGGCCACGUUGCAGCAAAAGGCCAUUGAGUCAUUCGUCAGGAGGAACAGCUAUGGGGACAUAUGUGAGAGAAAGGACCCGCUCAAUGCGUUACAAGUGAAAAAUGGUGGAUCGAAACGCAAUGCAUUACUCAAAUGGUGCCAGCAGAAGACAUCUGGUUAUAAUAAUAUUGACAUCACUAACUUUAGUUCGUCAUGGAACGACGGGAUGGCGCUGUGCGCGAUACUCCACUCGUACCUCGGUGAGGGCCGCGUGCCCUACGCGUCGCUCUCACCGCACGAUAAGAGGACCAAUUUUUCCGUCGCAUUCGCCGCCGCCGAGUCUGUCGGAAUACCUACCACACUGAACAUCCAAGACAUGAUUCAGCAAGAAAGGCCUGACUGGCAGCAGGUGAUGGCCUACGUGACCAGUAUCUACAAGCAUUUUGAGACUUAACUUUAUCGACUAUCGAUAAUUAUUUAUCGACAAUAAAUCACUUAUCGAUUAAGUUGUUGACUUAAUUUUAUCAGUUAUCGAUAAUUAUUUGUCGACAAUUGACUUUAUCGUUGUAGAGUAACAUCGAAUACCACGUUAUAUCAAUGAGGCUUUUAUUUCAAUAAAAAUUGUAUGUAAUGAUAUAGUAAGAAAAGAUUUACACAAAUCAUUUAUUGCCGAAGCUUUCUUGUGUAAACAGGUAAAAAAAACGAAUAUACCUUCUGGUGAACGUAUUGAAUUUUGAAUUCACAAAUUUAAACGACCAAAGAUCUGAAAUGAUCUACGAAAUGUACGUAUUUAAGAACAUUGAUAAAUUUAAUAGUAUACAUAUAUGUAUUUAUACAGUGUGAGUUCCAUUUACUCUAUUUUAUAAUUAUUUAAUGUAAUUAUUAAAUUUGCUGAGAAUUUGAUAAGAGUGAUUAAAGCUGAUUUGAAAACAAUCUCUUACCAAUGAAUAAAUUUUUACAUUGCUACAAGUUUAAAAUUACAUUCCUUAUAUGGUAGCUUUUAAUGCGGAAUUGUGAUAUUUUUGGACCCGUAGCCGCGAUUUUGCUGUCGAUACUCGGAAUUGCCUUUAAUUGGCCUUUAUAGGUGUUGUGUUAGGAAUUAAGGUUAAUGCUUUCUAAUUUAUAAUAUUACGAGACAGCCCUAUAAUGCUUUUUAUUAAUUUCCCAAAUUACUAAAAAAUGCAGUACAUAUUAAAUAUUUUUAUAAUAUCGAUAUCGAUAUUUUAGAUUUAGUAGUGCGUCACUACUAAUCUUUUGGUGUAGUAGGAACGUGUGUGCUAAUUCCUAAGACGUCAUUAAUUCGAUUAUAUUGUGACACUAGUAGAUUUUUUUUUAUGAUUUCGAACGGAUCUAGGGCUGUCGAUUGACGUAUUAUAAACAUGAAAGUGCGUUUUCCUUAAGGCGUAGAUAUGCUCUAUAAACUACAUUGCAUCUAUUAAUUAUGAUAGCAAAAAAAAAACAAUAUUUUCCCUUCUAUGCAGGUACACAAAUUAUUAAAAACUUAUAUUUAAUAAUUUUUAAGUUACUCUAUAGCUAUUUGUGUUAUUUACGUUACAACACAGUAGCGCCAUCUACCCUGAACUUUGUGCAAGUGUAACUAUUAUUAGCGAGACAACUUCUAUGUAGUUUAUAGAGCGUCAUAGGAUGUCUUUCCAUUAUAUAAAGACUGAUACGAUAAGGUGUAUGUAGGGUCGUAAAUACAUUAAAGUGGAGGUAUACGAGACGGUAAUUGCGUGCCGUGACAAGUGACGUGGAACUUUGUCAUAAUUUCAAUUAAUCUAUUUAUUAAACUAGUUUAAUCAUCUUUGUAUGUUAAUCAGUGAUAUACACAUAUGACAAAGUACAUAGUACACGACUGAGUGAUAACACAGUUGAACGAUUCGUGUAUUUGCUUUUAAAAGUUUGCAGAUGUGAAGUUGGCUACAAGUUACAUCUGGAUAUGUGUUCAGUCACCUUUAUAUUCUCUGUCUGAAGUCGUUUGCAUUUGGAUUAAUUUAUUAAGAAAAUAUAUAUAUUUGUAAGUUUUUUUCCCAUGCGAGACAGUUAGAACGGCAUUGUUUUUAUAUUUUCCAGUUAGAAAGCAGAAACUUAAAAAUCGUUGAAGCUCUAUAUUAUUUAAUAAUAUUGGAUCAUAAUAACAAUAAUUGACUGUCCAUCGCUGUACAUAGUCCUCCCCUAUAAGGGCGGUAUUACCUGUAGUUGCCAUGCUUCGCAGGCGGAUUGGCAACCGUAGUUAGACUUUGGUGACAUUUUAAAAAAGACGCUCCUACCCAUUCCUCGACCAAUAAGUUUUCUUAGUCGCCUCUUAUGACACCCAUGAGAUAGAAAUAGGUGGCCCAUUCUAUACUGGGACCGCACGGCGUAAUAUUAGAUAAUAUUUGAUUUUUUUGAUACUUUUUGACCUAUUAAAUAUUACUUGCCCAUUACACGAUUCAGUUAUGAGCAUAGAUAAUGUCUAAGUACUAUUCCUUACAUUUAAAUAUCUAUGGUAAUGCAACGUCUUUAAGGCAGAAAAUAUACGACAAAUGAGAUUGGAAUGUUAAUGGUAUGCCUUAAAGUAGUGAUUCCAGGCCUUGAUUUGACUACGUAAUAAUUAUAAUACCUAUUACUAUUAUGUAAGUAUAUAAUCAAUAUUAAUUCCUAUAUACGUAGACCGUGCUAAGUAUUUUACCACUCUGUAAUCUAAUAUAUAAAGUCUAAUUUUGUGUAUUCGCAGAAUUGUAGAAGAUAUUUUUGUACACAAGUUCUCAAAGUGUCACUAACUUUAUCUAUGACCUAAAAAUAUGACUGUUGUAUUUAUUUAUAAGUUAAUACAAUUGUAUUUAAUUUUAAUGGAUCAUUUACAUGAUAUCGUCAUAGUCGUAGAAUACUGACGAAUCUGACGAAGAUUGCAUAUAAAAAUCCGUCAGUAUUCUACGACUAUGACGAUAUGAAAUCAAUUCAUAUUUAACAUUCGAAGUUUUUAAAAUAUAUACGUAAAAUUAUAGCAAUUAUGAAUUACGAGCAACUAGCUUUGACACGUUACUUUGCCCGCGUGACCGACAUAAAAAAUAGCAAGUAUCCUUCUCCGUCCUAUAUAGUACCUAUACACAAUAUUUCACAGUGGUCGGUUAAGCCGUUAAGGUGCUAUAAGGUAACAAACAAACUCACUUUCACUUUCACAUUUAUAUAACGAGUCAGAAUAAGGUCAUACCGACAAUUUGAAUUUAGUUAUUGAAACUACAGGAGGUUACAGAAGGUACCUUACUCUAGAAGGAUAGUAACGCAUUGUUAUGUAUGAAGGACUACCAUGGGCGUCACAGUAUAUUCAGUAUUAUUCAUAUAUGUAUACUUUAUAAAACCUUAUAAUGAUGAUGAUAUCAGCCGUUAACUGUCCACUGAUGAAUAUAGGCCUCCGCCUUGGGGGAUAUUGCCAGUAGUUGCCACGCCUGGCAGACAUAUUGACAACUGUAGUUAAGCUUUAGUGACAUUUUUAGAGGGACGCUGUAAAUUCCUCUAGUCGCCUCUUACGACACCCACGGGAUGGAGUGACCUAUUCUAUGUCGGAACCACAGCCAAAAAAUCUUAUACUAAAUUGCUUGUAAAUGUGAGAUCAUUUGUAAUGUAAAUGAUCCAUUAAUAAACAUUCAUACUCUUCUAUGUACGUAUUUUCAUGCCAGUAUGUAUUCUUAUACGCUUACACAGUAUACUAGCAGCUAAGUUAAACAAGGGGGGGGGGAAGGGGUUGUUAGUAAUAGAGACUGAGAAUCCCAUUGCUAGCAAUACACCCAACUAGGUCAACCUCCUUGCGGUUCUCCUUGAAACUAUCAUGGUUAAUUCCUGAUGAAUUCAUCGUGAUCGGCUAACUGGCCUGUUUUCAUUCUCAUCUCAUCCUUCACUGGUGCUCCGCCAGCUUAUACCGUUAGCGCAGGCGGGGUUACCAUACCAUUUUUACUCAUAAAAAAAAAGUUAUACACGGACAGACGAUCCUAACUCUUUAAAAUCUUUAUACUAUUGCUUAGGGGGUUAUAAAGUUUAUAUUGAAUUAGAUGAAUCCAUGGCCGUAGCUAGGGGGGGGGGGGGGGCAUUGACGGGCAAUGCCCUAUCUUAAAAUUAAAGGCUCCAAGAGAAAAUUAGAUACAUUCGCUUUUUCGUAGUCACUUAAUUAUGACUUCUGACCUACCAAAAAGUUCUUUUGCCCUAUUUUAAACUUGGGUCUAGCUACGGUCCUGGGCAAAUCAUAAUAGGAUUUGCAUUGCGUAACACACCGAAUUAAGUAGGUUGUUUGCGCUGAAGUUUUAAUAUUAACGGACUGGUAUAUUUUUCGUCGACGGGUUAUACAUAAGGAAUCCUAUUAUGAUCCAUGUAGUGGCCCCCACAAUGCCUAAUGUGAGUUAAACACAUAUUUACAUUAAUACUGCGUUAUUAAUUUAUUAUAAACUACCAGCGCCACUAGCGGAUAGUUUCAGAAACUCAGAGUUCCGUACAAACUUUUGAGUAAACAUGAAUGCAACUGUAACCUAAAUCUUUGUACAACUCACACUACGCACUUGGUUUAUUGCUAAAUGCUGAUAAAUUAUUAUAUGGCCAUGUUUUACUCUCGACAAAUGUACGUCUUUAUACUGCUAAGAAAGUACUACUCUAUUUUAGAAAUGAUUAAUAUAUAGUAAUAUCUAUAUCCCUUUCAGACCUGAACGAUACGGGCGUGAGUUGUAAGUUUAAAAAAUUCUAAAACCGCGCGCAAUUUAUUUUCACGCACGAAACUCAAAUAACAUGAUAGUGGGAUUCUAAACCAGCCAAUAGGAAAUCAUUUAAGCGGUUAGGUGGUGCAGUAGUCUCGUGCGUGCUGGCAAGAUGGCUUGGCUCCAAAACACGAAAAUAUAUUUAAUCUUAAUGAAAAAAAAAUCUUGGGUCUGAAAGGGAUAUAUUAUAGUUACAAUAUCUAUGUAUUGGUCCAAUAACGGAUAUAUUAUGUAUUGGUUAUUUAAUACCGGAUGGAAGAAUCCGAUCGAAAUUAAUAUAGAUGUCCGAUUAGUAUGGGCGAUAUUGAAAUGGGCGAAAUACCCUUUUACGAAUCCAAUAUACAGAUAUCGGAGCGGUACCGAUAUUGCAGAUGCGUAUCUAUUUUUAUAAUACUUUGUCUUGUGUUAUGAUAUAGUAAUCACAGAGCAUUACAUUAUGUAUUCUUUAGUAUUUUGUAAGGACUAUGUGUUUUACGCUGAUAGUGACAACGUCUUAUUAUAAUCCGAUAUAAUAUUUAUAUUAUUUAAAAAAAAAACACAUUUAUGAUUAAACACUUGGCAUGGCGUUGAAGUUGCGGGUUCUAAUAGAGCCCUAGAGCCCGUUUGGGGAGAAAGGGAUUGUUAGUAAUGGAGACUGAGAAUCCCAUUGCUAGCAAUAUACCCAACCAGGUCGAUCUCAUCGCGGUUCUCCCUUGAAACUAUCAUGGUUAAUUUCUGAUGAAUUCAUCGUGAUCGGCUAACUGGCCUGUUUUCAUUCUCAUCGAUCACCCUUCACUGGUUCUCCGCCAGCGUAUCCCGUUAGCGCAGGCGGGGUUACCAUACCAUUUUCACCCAUCAAAAAAAAAAAAUAGAGACCGUUUGGAUUUUUUCAAUCGUAAAUUUUCUUUUUAAAUAUGUUUUUCAUAUUUGAGUGAUAUCUUUUUAAUUUUUAUUGUAUUAAUCACAGCAUGAUAUGUGCUCUAGUUGUUCGAGAUUAUGAAUUCAGAGUCACUUUAUGAUUCUCCAUUUAUUUAUUCCAAACUUGGUCCAUUGUGACACGAAUGAGAUGGAUGACCGUAUGAUUUCCCUUAUUUAUAAUUAAUUUUCACAUUAAUACACAAAACGUGUGUUUUUAAAUUGUUUAAAUGUGAUAUUACUCUUAAUCCAGUGUGUCUAUUCAAUUUUAUUUGUUGAAAAAUAUUGUUUUAUUUAAACUUCAUUUUAUGGACAUGAAAUAUGGUCGUAGGACAUUUAUUUUGUGUAAGGCGCUCCUGUAGUGUGUCAGAUGUACAGAGGGACGAGUAAACGUGUCUAUCGAUUUUGCACCUACUCAUCUUUGUCUCAUCUUAAUGAUCAUCAGGAAUGGCAACGCGUGAAACUACGGGCGUCACAGUGUAUACUGUGAUGUAAGUAAGAGUAAUGCUCGUCAUGGCCUAUAGGCGACGGUUACACUUUUCAUCAAGUGGGCCGCAAGUCUAUUCGCCAGUAUACAUAUUCAAAGGUUAUCGAUAGAUAUGUUUUCGUUACCGCAGGCAUGAAAAAAUGCAGGCUGUUUCUAUCUCGCCCCAUGAUACAUCUCGCAGGAUACACCUAGUCGCCCAAUAGAAUUAUUCUUUCAAUAUUAUAACGAGCAAUUACAGUUUUUACGCUAAUUGUCAGCAUUUCCAACUUGCUUGUUGAAGCUGAGCAUUGGUUAUAAUUAUUGCGUAUUUUGAGAGAUUGUAUUUUUGUAAAUAUAGCUUAAAUAAAGUUCCUGGAUUAAUUAUUCAA